Phalaenopsis equestris is the source of this 1443-nucleotide messenger RNA. Its product is annotated as putative glucose-6-phosphate 1-epimerase. The transcript is spliced from 8 exons. The coding region runs from base 364 to 1188 and encodes 274 amino acids. Gene Ontology annotation, biological process: carbohydrate metabolic process. Lineage: Eukaryota; Viridiplantae; Streptophyta; Magnoliopsida; Asparagales; Orchidaceae. Gene Ontology annotation, molecular function: isomerase activity; carbohydrate binding. The record is from RefSeq and is a predicted model, not a curated record.
CCGCUUGUUACUUUUUAAUUUUGUAAUAAAUGCCCAGCUUUUGGAGUUCUAGUUACUCAUUAGUUUCCGUUGAUCGACAUGCUCUUAAACUCAAACCAUGAGCUUUGCAUGCUGGGUGGUAGUUGUUGCAUUUGGUUUAGAUUCACGAGAUACAGGGCUUUCUGGUCACAUGAAAGUUGAGGGGGGAGCAGUGUUAAGUGUCGGGCUUCAACUGCUUUUUACAGUGGCAAUGUCCAUGGGUGCUUUUAUUUAAGGCCACAAGGGUGUUCUUGCUUGUCUAUUUGUGAACUUUUGACGUAAGGAGAGGAGGAAGAAGUUUUUUAAUUUCAUUUUCUUAUAGAGGUUAUUACUUUUGGCCCGGAGAUGAGGCAAUCUGCGGCUGUUUGGGAUCAGAGAUCAGAGUUCGAGAUUGCAAAGGAUUGGAAUGGAAUUGAUCAGGUUGUGCUUCGAGUUCCUAGAGGAGCUUCUGCCAGGGUUAGUCUGCACGGAGGACAGGUAAUCUCAUGGAGGAAUGAAAGGGGUGAAGAGCUUUUGUUCACCAGCAGUAAGGCAAUCUUCAAGCCGCCUAAGGCAAUGCGUGGAGGAAUUCCUAUUUGUUUUCCCCAGUUUGGAAAUUGUGAGUCUCUUGAGCAGCAUGGAUUUGCAAGAAACAAAAUAUGGAGCAUUGAAAAUGAUCCUCCAACCCUACAUCCAAAUGAUAGCAAUGGAAAAGUUUUUGUUGACCUUUUGCUAAAGCCAAUGGAGGACGAGCUUAAGUGUUGGCCUUACUGUUUUGAAUUCCGCCUGAGAGUGUCUCUUUCAAUGGAUGGAGAUCUAACGCUGAUAUCUAGGAUAAGGAACAUCAACGGGAAGCCUUUUAGUUUCUCAAUUGCUUAUCACACGUAUUUCUCAGUAUCUGACAUCAGUGAAGUAAGGGUUGAAGGCUUGGAGACACUUGACUAUCUUGACAACCUUUGCCAAAGAGAACGUUUUACAGAACAAGGAGAUGCAAUAACAUUUGAGUCCGAGGUUGAUCGAAUAUACCUGGGCACACCUAAUGUAGUUGCCGUUCUUGAUCAUGAAAAGAAGCGGACAUUUGUUAUCAGAAAGGGAGGAUUGCCAGAUAUGGGUAUACUCGAUUUGGGGAGUUGGAUUGAAAGAAACAAAAAGAUGAAAUUAGGAGAAAAAAAAGGCAAAGAAAUGUUCUAGCGCUGAAUGACGCUAGAACGAGUGUCGAACGGCUCUAGCACACCUGUAUGGAGCACAACCAACGCCGAAUGACGCCAGUCAGUGCCAAAAUGACGUCGAGAUGGUUAUUUCUCAAAAUGCAUUGAAUUUGGACGAAUUUUAAAUGGGCGCUUAAGGAAAUUCUUGUGUUUUUGGCCACACAUUAUUUAACCACCCAUUUUGACAAAAAGGGGGGCUAAGGAGGAGAAAAGAAGAAAAGAAAAGAGAGCAAAACUU